This is a messenger RNA of Drosophila serrata, 1385 nucleotides long. RefSeq names its product retinol dehydrogenase 12. Lineage: Eukaryota; Metazoa; Arthropoda; Insecta; Diptera; Drosophilidae. The record is from RefSeq and is a predicted model, not a curated record.
UGCCCGUGACGGUGACUCGCUUUGCUGGCUCUUGGCGAAAUAAUCUAUGCUAAAUGUGCUGAAGAGCUGUGUUCAGAUUACGGACUGCCCAUAGCUACCCCCGUACUAUCAGUUUUAUCAGUUGUCGUGCAGCAAUCGCAUUGGAAAUCACUUAUUAGCCAACAAAAUUUCGGGCGCCGACGCAUUCAAGAAAGAGCCACGAAUUGGAUCGGGCCGGAGCGCUGCUUAGCUCAAUAUGGAAAUAAUAGUCAAUUUUCUUCAAAAAGUUGCCCCAACGCUACUUACACAUGGCAUUCUCGGCAUUAUCGCGUUCUGUGUGAGGCUGUAUAUGCAGGGGGGAAAGUUCAAGAAACAAACCGAUGAGACGGGAAAAGUGGCCAUCGUUACAGGAGGAAAUACGGGUCUUGGAAAGGAAACUGUGAUGGAGUUGGCCAGGAGAGGAGCUACCGUUUACAUGGCGUGUCGGGAUAAGGAUAAAGGUGAAAAGGCCCGACGGGAGAUCGUCAAAAAAACGGGGAACUCGAACGUUUUCUCUCGGGAAUGCGACUUGUCCUCUCAGGAUUCCAUUCGAGAAUUCGUCAAAGGCUUUAAGAAAGAGCAAAGGGAACUGCACAUCCUGAUCAAUAACGCCGGUGUCUUUUGGGUGCCGCACAGCCUCACGAAGGAAGGUUUCGAAAUGCACCUAGGAGUAAACCACAUUGGUCACUUUCUGCUCACCCACUUGCUGCUGGAUGUGCUAAAGAGAUCAGCCCCUAGUCGGGUGAUCGUAGUGUCCAGCAAGGCGCACGAACGCGGACAGAUCCAAUCGGAGGAUAUAAAUAGUAAUAAAUCUUACGACGAGGGAGUGGCUUACUGCCAAAGCAAACUGGCUAAUAUACUGUUUGCCCGAGAAUUGGCUCAACGACUAGAUGGAACAGGAGUCACGGUUAAUGCCAUCAAUCCAGGAAUUGCAGACACGGAGAUUGCUAGAAAUGUGAUAUUUUUCCAAACCAAGUUUGCUCAGUAUGUGGUAGAAACCAUCCUGAGGCCGCUGCUCUGGUCCCUGAUGAAAACACCAAGGAACGGGGCACAGACUACUCUGUUUGCCGCAUUAGAUCCCGAUCUCGAAACAGUAACCGGUCAAUACUUCAGCGAUUGCAAGCCGGCCCCAUUGGCCCCAGCUGCCCUGGACGAUCAGAUGGGCCAGUGGUUGUGGGCCAAAACCGAGAAAUGGACUGGCAUUCCACUCUGAUUCGGGCCGGGAGGGUAGUAUUACACAGCUAGUCGCUAUUAAAGCCAAAUUGUCACUCUUAGUUAUAAAAAAAAGCAAAUACUGGAAUAGUUGUUGUACUUAUAGUUUAGUAAAGUGGGACCAUAAAAUAUCAUUGGUAGCGAUAAAGACUAGU